Panicum hallii is the source of this 1202-nucleotide messenger RNA. RefSeq lists its product as uncharacterized. The transcript has a single exon. The record is from RefSeq and is a predicted model, not a curated record. NCBI's taxonomy places the organism in Eukaryota, Viridiplantae, Streptophyta, Magnoliopsida, Poales, Poaceae. Bases 468 to 902 code for a protein of 144 amino acids.
UGCCCUCUUGUAUUUCUUUUUUUCAAUUCUAGCUACUCUCUCUUGUACACUAUUAUUAUUAUUAUACCGUAGUAUGCGUCUCCAUGCAUGAAUGAGAUGACCAUUAGCCUAGCAUGUUCUAUAAAGAGAGGUAUUAGUACUACUAAUUGACUCCUAACCCGUAACCGCUCGAGGAUAAACACCAUUUGCUCACACGUUUGUCGUGCAGGGAGAACGCAGACGACGCCUGCCUGCAUCCGCAUGACCACCACCGCUAAAUGCUACUGCUAACCUCCCCUACUUCUUCUUCAACGCCAACCACCGUCUCUUCUUCUCCUUCCUCUUCUUCUUCGACUCACGCCAAGAGACACACGCCCACACACAAAUCCAUAUCAAUAGGACGUUAGCAGGUUGAUUAGUCUCGGCCAGUGUCUUUGCGUGCGCGCGAAGGAGCGAGCGACAAGUCGGAGCUCGACCGAUCGAUCGGCAUGGGCCAGGAGGAGGAGGCCGUGCUCAUGCCGGCGGCCGCCGUGGUCUUCUCGUGGGAGCCAGUGGUAGUCAAGGCGGCGGGAGCCCGCCGCGACGUGCCGCCGGGGAGCCCGAAGAAGGCGCCGCAGCCACCGGCGCGGCGUCUCUCCGUGCCGCCGCCGCCGGGCAGGGCAACGGCGGCGAGGAGCCUGUCGUCCAGGGGGCGCGCCGUCCGGCCGGAGGACGACCCGUUCCUGGCCGCGUACCUGGCGUGCACCAAGAGCAGCGGCAGGAGAGGCGGGAAGGACGCCGGCGGCGCGGCGAGGGAGGAGGCCAAGGGCCGGAGGCGGUUCACGUGGGCCGGCCUCGGGCUCUCCUGCAAGAGCUCCGCCGGGGCCGUGGAGCAGAGCAUGGUCAAGGUGGCCAAACGGCCGGAGCUGCAUCCGAUCGACUAGAGAUGCUUAAGCUUGAUCCACCGGCCAGUUCGUCGUCUCUUCUCGUAGUCUUCUCUUGAUAUCUUUUUUAAGGUUAUGUGUGAAGCUUGAAUUAGCAAGGUUCGUUUUCUUUUAUGUAUGGUGAGGGAAGAACCAUCUGUGAAAAGAUACAUACUUGCAAUCUCUCAUCUUCCUCUUAGUUUCAGACUUUCAGUCUUUCAGAAUAUGUGAGUUCAUCAUGUCCGUUAUGUGAAAAACUGUCUUUUUCCCUUCUUUUUUUUCUUUUGUCACGGAUGGAUUACCAUGGAAUAUCUUUUGACA